CUAGUGGCCAGAGCAAGGACCUCUGCAACUCGCGGCCCCUAGAUGACCUGUGGUCGCAGAGGUCAUGGGCACCUCCGAGACCGCGCAGCCGCCGUUCGCGCGCGUCGCCCCCGCGCUCUACAUCGGGAAUGCGCGAGCCGCGAGCGCGACGGAGCUGCUGGUGCGCGCGGGCAUCACUCUGUGCGUCAACGUCUCCCGCCAGCAGCCCGGGCCGCGCGCACCCGGAGUGGCCGAGCUGCGCGUCCCCGUGUUCGACGACCCAGCCGAGGACCUGCUGACACACCUGGAGCCCACCUGUGCCGCCAUGGAGGCCGCGGUGCGCAGCGGCGGCUCCUGCCUGGUGUACUGCAAGAACGGCCGCAGUCGCUCGGCCGCCCUCUGCACCGCCUACCUAAUGCGGCACCGCGGCCACAGCCUGGAACGCGCCUUCCAGAUGGUGAAGAGCGCCCGCCCGGUAGCCGAGCCCAACUUGGGUUUCUGGGCUCAGCUGCAGAAGUAUGAACAGACCCUUCAGGCCCAGGCCAUCCUGCCCCGGGAACCCACUGAUCCGGAGUAAACCGCACAGUUCAGCUGCUGGGUGACCAAGGGUCUACACCGAAAGGAGGUGUUGCCUCCCUCCUUUUUCUACUAGGCAGCUGGCCUCGGGUGUUGCCCUCGGGUGUUGUAUACCCUCUUGAUGGUAGUACAGGGGUGUCUACUGAAUAAGGGGGCGUUUUGUUUAUUCAUCAGGUUUGGGUCAAAUCCAAACCAGCACGUUUUAGGUAGAGGAAUUGCGUGAAGGAUAGAGUCUGGGAAGCCUAUGGACAGUUGAUAGGGAGUGACAGACCAGAGUCCUGGCUGCCUGUGCAAGGGAGUACCUGGGUUUGUAGGCAGAACGUCUCUGCCUCCUGAACUUCUUUCUGGUCCCUUAGACAUGAACCUAGAGUCUCCCAGCAGGAGUUAAUAGGCCCACCAUGUUUGGCCUACAGCUGCUAUGCCAUGGAAGGGAGGCGGUGCAGACGGCAGCUGAGCGACCGUGGUCCGCCGCCCGCCUCCUACCUGGUUGCUUAACCUGUAUCAACAUCAACGCCUGACCUAACGUUGUCAAGCCACCAUUAUGUCCCGUGCGUUCCCUUCCCCAGCUGGCGGGCAGGCCCAUCCAUUGUGUUGAUUGCUCUUGUAGUUCAGACACGGCCUCACUUAGACAUCUGUUUCCGUCAGAACCCUGCAAAUGUAGCCAUGAUCUAAAGAAGUAGUGGGUGACGAGCAAAGAACAACGUGUGUAAAUUACAGAGGUGUGUCCACUGGUUAAUCGGUGAAUAAAUAAGAAAGGGAAGAAAAAAAAAAAA
Molecule: messenger RNA, 1328 nt
Organism: Apodemus sylvaticus (European woodmouse)
Lineage: Eukaryota; Metazoa; Chordata; Mammalia; Rodentia; Muridae
Gene: Dusp28
Product: dual specificity phosphatase 28
Exons: 2
Coding region: 65-556 (163 amino acids)
Biological process (GO): protein dephosphorylation
Cellular component (GO): cytoplasm
Molecular function (GO): protein tyrosine/serine/threonine phosphatase activity
Source: RefSeq, a predicted model, not a curated record